AUGGAGAAAGGACUCUCUUUGCCCCAGGACUGCCGACAUUUUCUGCACAGCCUGAGAAUGAGGAGCAAAUAUGCCCUUUUCCUGGCUUUUGUGGUGGUGGUUUUUGUCUUCAUUGAAAAGGAAAAUAAAAUCAUAUCAAGGGUCUCAGACAAGCUGAAGCAGAUCCCCCAAUCCCUGGUAGAUGCCAAUAGCACCGACCCAGCCCUGGUCUUGGCCGAGAACGCAUCCCUCCUGUCCCUAAGUGAGCUGGAUUCGGCCUUCCUGCAGCUGCAGAGGCGCCUGCGAAACCUCAGUCUGCAGCUGGGCAUGGAGCCAGCAGAGGAGGCCGAGGAGGAGCAGAUGCUGGAGGCGGAAGAGGACUGGGAGCAGCUGGAAGCCCGCCCACCCGCCGAGGCCCCGCCCCGGCGCCACGUGCUCCUCAUGGCCACAACUCGCACGGGUUCCUCGUUUGUGGGAGAGUUCUUCAAUCAGCAGGGCAACAUCUUCUACCUCUUCGAGCCGCUGUGGCACAUCGAGCGCACGGUGUCCUUUGAGCAGGGUGGUGCCAACGCCGCGGGCUCGGCCCUGGUCUACCGCGACGUGCUCAAGCAGCUCUUCCUGUGCGACCUCUACAUCCUGGAGCACUUCAUCAUCCCGGCGCCCGAGGACCACCUGACCCAGUUCGUCUUCCGCCGGGGCUCCAGCCGCUCCCUCUGCGAGGACCCCGUCUGCACACCCCUCGUCAAGAAGGUCUUCGAGAAGUAUCCCUGCAAGAACCGCCGCUGUGGCCCUCUCAACAUGACGCUGGCCGCUGAAGCCUGCCGCCGCAAGGAGCACAUGGCCAUCAAGGCAGUCCGCAUCAGGCAACUGGAGUUCCUGCAGCCGCUGGCCGAGGACCCCCGUCUCGACCUGCGCGUCAUCCAGCUGGUGCGCGACCCCCGCGCUGUGCUGGCCUCCCGCAUGGUGGCCUUCGCGGACAAGUACGAGACCUGGAAGAAGUGGCUGGCCAAGGGACAGGACCAGCUGAGGGAGGAGGAGGUGCUGCGGCUGAAGGGCAACUGUGAGAGCAUCCGCCUCUCCGCCGAGUUGGGCCUGAGGCAGCCGGCUUGGCUGCGGGGUCGCUACAUGCUGGUGCGCUACGAGGACGUGGCCCUCCGGCCGCUGCAGAAGGCCCAAGAGAUGUAUCGCUUUGCAGGCAUCCCCCUAACCCCGCAGGUGGAGGACUGGAUCCAGAAGAACACCCAGGCAGCGCACGACGGCAUCUACUCCACGCAGAAGAACUCCUCGGAACAGUUUGAGAAAUGGCGCUUCAGCAUGCCCUUCAAGCUGGCUCAGGUGGUGCAGGCCGCCUGCGGCCCGGCCAUGCGCCUCUUCGGCUACAAGCCGGUGCAGGAUGCCGCCUCGCUUUCCAACCGCUCCGUCAGCCUGCUGGAGGAGCGCGGCACCUUCUGGGUUACGUAG
This is a messenger RNA of Rangifer tarandus platyrhynchus (Svalbard reindeer), 1440 nucleotides long. NCBI's taxonomy places the organism in Eukaryota, Metazoa, Chordata, Mammalia, Artiodactyla, Cervidae. The record is from the annotation of a GenBank genome assembly.